This is a messenger RNA of Chiloscyllium plagiosum (whitespotted bambooshark), 1413 nucleotides long. Lineage: Eukaryota; Metazoa; Chordata; Chondrichthyes; Orectolobiformes; Hemiscylliidae. The record is from RefSeq and is a predicted model, not a curated record.
GAUUUGUUUGUCCGUGAGAAGACCAAUGCUCUCAAGCUGAAAGAACAGCUCGUCGACUUUUCACGGGUGAAAUGGCCUCACAUGUUCUCCAGGUUUUUUAAAGCUGUUGUAUUUUCAGGGCCUAGCCUACCAAAAAACCAGCUGGUAUUUCUGACAGUGAACAGUGUUGGCAUCAGCUUGGUGGACAAGAGCGAGAAAAUCCUUUUGAAAUGGUCUUACGCCGAAAUUACUGGAAUAAACACCAACAGGGCUCCGAAUCUGUACGGCCAGAGUGUGGCAGUGAGCACCUUGCAAGGCCAGGAGUACACGCUGAGCACCAGCUGUGCGACUGAAAUAGCUGACCUGAUUGUCUUGUUUCUGAACGGUCUGAAGAGGAGGUCGGAAUACGCGAUUGCGUUACACGGCAGUCCCAGGCAAGACGAUCCUAUACUCCUCAAGUAUGAGAAGGGUGAUUUGAUAAAGUUGAUGAGAGAUAAGGAGAUCGCUGAGGACAGUGGCUGGAUUCAAGGAGAGAAUGAACACAAUGGGAAGACAGGAAGUCUCUCGCUGGAUUCUAUUUAUAUCAUUCCUACUCUUGUGAAGCCUUCACAGGAGGUGAUGAAGUUGAUCCUCAUGUCACCUGACCAGCGUCGCCAGGUAUCCCAGAAUGCCCUUGCUGAGGUGGAGGCGGUGAAAGCCAAGGUCAAGGCGUACACACUGGAGGAAUUUUCCUACGACCACUUCAGACCCCCUGCAAAAGAAUCGAUGAACAGAAUGGUGCUUGCGAGGGCUCAUGGGAAGGAUCGGAUGUGGGCGUGCUCGAGGGAACCUCUCCGACAGCCCUUACUGAAGAAGGUGUGUGCAAAUGCUGACAUGGUGGUGCUGGCCUGUCACGCUUUCACCGCCAUAAUGAAGUAUAUGGGGGAUUACCCAGGAAGGCUGGUCCAGCCUGGCACUGAGCUCACCGAUGUGAUAUUCUCUGGAGCUCUUCAGGAGGAAUUACUACGGGACGAAAUCUACUGUCAGAUUGUGAAGCAGCUGACCGACAAUAAAAACAGCUACAGCGUGGAGAAUGGCUGGCAGCUCCUCUGGCUUUGCACUGGGCUGUUCUCACCCAGUAAGGUGCUCCUACCCCAUGUGAAGAGGUUCCUGGAGACUCACCGGUCAGAGAGCCUGGCAGGGGACUGCAUCCAGAGAUUAUACAAGCUGGAAAGAUGCGGACCUCGGAAGAAUCUCCCUCACCAGUUGGAAGUCGAGGCUAUUCAGUGCCGAAGCACCAAAAUCCUGCACAAAAUCUACUUCCCCAAUGACACCGAUGAGGCGUUUGAGAUCCUCACCAGCACCAAGGCUAAGGACCUGUCUGAAAAUAUCACCAAGCAUUUAAACCUCAGCUCUGCAGAAGGCCUCAGUCUCUUCAUUCAGGUUGGGGACAAG